Thamnophis elegans (Western terrestrial garter snake) is the source of this 2046-nucleotide messenger RNA. Its product is annotated as vomeronasal type-2 receptor 26-like. Gene Ontology annotation, molecular function: G protein-coupled receptor activity. Gene Ontology annotation, biological process: G protein-coupled receptor signaling pathway. The transcript has 4 exons. The record is from RefSeq and is a predicted model, not a curated record. NCBI's taxonomy places the organism in Eukaryota, Metazoa, Chordata, Lepidosauria, Squamata, Natricidae. Bases 1 to 2046 code for a protein of 681 amino acids. Gene Ontology annotation, cellular component: membrane.
AUGUUUCCAAAUGAGGCCUUACAGCACAAAGGAAUCCUUCAGUUGCUGCAGCAUUUUAGGUGGACAUGGAUUGGUGUUCUUUCUGGGAAAGAUGAUGCAGGAGAGAAGUUGGUCCGGGAUGCACUCCCCAUGUUUUCUCAGCAAGGAAUCUGCUUUGAUUUUAUAGAAACAUUCCCUAGCCUGGCAUUUUACAGUGAUUUUAUGGAAGUGAUGGAUAAAGGACUUGAAGUGUACAAAGUCAUCAUGAAAAGCGUGGCCAAUGUGAUCAUUGUGUACGGCAAGAUUCAGACUAUGACCUUUUUAAAAUCAUUUCUCCGUUUUGCAGAAGUGGAAGACAUACCCGUGCGCACCAAAAUCUGGUUAAUGCCAGCACAAAUGGAUUUUGCAACAGUAUCCUUUAACAUACACUGGGAUAUAAGUUUCAUCCACGGUGCUUUAUCUCUUACUGUUAAGUCAAAGAAAGUAUUUGGAUUUCAGGAGUUCCUUCAGAGCAGAAAUCCAACCACAGAAAGGGGUGAUGGCUUUCUUAGAGAUUUUUGGGAACAAGUUUUUGAUUGCUCAUUUCUCAACUCUAAGAAGGGAAAAGGCACUGAGAGAAUUUGUACAGGAGAAGAGAAACUGGAGAGACUUCCUACAUCUGCUUUUGAACUUAGCAUGAGUGGCUACAGCUACAAUGUGUACAAUGCUGCCUAUGCUGUGGCACAUGCUUUGCAGUCAAUGCGUUCCUCUAAAUCCCAGCAAAGAAAUUGGAUGGACUUGGGGAAACAGUCAUUUCAGGACCUACCAUCAUGGCAGCUCCAUCCUUUUCUGAGAAGUGUCUUCUUCAACAAUAGUGUAGGUGAAAAGAUUUCCUUUGACAAAAAUGGAGAAGUUAUUGGAGGAUUUGAUAUUAUAAACUGGGUCACUUUUCCCAACCAGUCAUUUUCUAAAGUGAAAGUAGGAAGCAUAGAUCCCUUUGCUUCUCCAGAAAAGGCCUUUAGUAUUCAUCUGGAUUCCAUCACAUGGCCAGAAAGCUUUAAUCAGACACUCCCCAUCUCUUUGUGUAAUAAUAAUUGCCAGAGAGGAUAUAGGAAGGCCAAGAAGGAAGGGAAACCAUUCUGUUGUUAUUAUUGCCUUCUAUGUCCAGAAGGGAAGAUUUCAACUGAAGAUGAUAUAGAUGACUGUUCUCCAUGUCCUGAAGAUCAAUACCCAAAUCACAACAAGGAUUUAUGUCUCCCCAAAGUGAUAACAUUCUUAUCAUAUGAAGAACCACUGGGGAUGAGUUUGACUAUCGGUGCUCUGUCUUGUUCUGCUACCACAAUUUUACUGCUCCAGAUAUUCAUUAAACACAGGGACACUCCCAUUGUCAAAGCCAAUAACAGGAACCUCACCUACACUAUCCUCAUCUUCCUUCUACUCUCUUUCCUUUGUGUUUUGUUAUUUAUUGGGAGACCAAAUGAAGUUGUGUGCAUUCUUCGACAACCAGCUUUUGGCAUUAUCUUCUCGGUGGCAGUUUCCUGUUUAUUGGCCAAAACCAUUGUGGUUGUCCUAGCAUUCAUGGCCACCAAGCCUGGGUCCAAAAUGAGGAGAUGUGUGGGGAAAAGAAUGGUGAGGUCCAUUGUACUUUCCUGCUCUCUUAUUCAAGUCAUCAUUUGUGCCUCAUGGCUGAUGACAUUCCCACCAUACCCAGAUUAUGACAAGCGUUCAAUCUCUCAAGAAAUCAUAUUAGAAUGCAAUGAAGGAUCGGUGACCAUGUUUUAUUGUGUCUUGGGUUUUAUGGGCUUUUUGGCUAUUAUCAGCUUCUCUACAGCUUUUCUAGCCAGGAAAUUACCUGACAGCUUCAAUGAAGCAAAAUUCAUCACCUUCAGCAUGUUUAUCUUCUGCAGUGUUUGGUUAUCUUUUGUUCCAAGCUACUUGAGUACCAAAGGAAAAUAUAUGGUGGCUGUGGAGAUCUUCUCCAUCUUAUCUUCCAGUGCUGGCUUGUUGGGUUGUAUCUUUGCCCCCAAGUGCUUUAUCAUCCUAUUCAGACCUGAACUAAACAACAAGCAUUUGCUCAUGAAGAGAUAA